CAUUCAUUCGUUUCGUGCGUGUUUCUCGCGCUCGACGGUCGGUGUGCAUUUUUCUGAUUUGUCGCCAUCAUUGUAUUGUGCCGAGAAGUGCAAUAUUUCUGGUGUCUUUUUCUCUCGCGAUCGGAGGUGGAAAAUUUCCUUUCUGCGGAUCAAAUCGCUGUUCACGUUGUCGUCGGUCGGGAUAUCCGCGUUCCGUGGCUAGCAAGAUUCUGAGGAAUCGCGUGUGAAAUAUUUUGGUUGAUUUCUAGCCAAAUAAGUGCGUGCCGUCUGAACGUAGUAUUCGUCGCGGUGCACACCAUCUUUCUUUUCGCGAGUGUGGCGGAAGAAAUUUCACAUUCCGCGGGCGUGUAACGUGAGAUUUUUUUUUGUGGAUCAUUCCGGACACUGGCUGCUGGAUUAUAGCCAUCCGGGUUGGUGGUGAAAACAUUCGAGUGGAAAUAUAGCUGCAGUUCAAAGUGAAGCAACAGCAGUAGCAGCAAGGAAAGGUGGUGCGACGAAUCACGGUGCUUUCAGUGUUAAACUUUCCUGAAGAAAGUAGAAAGGACUUUAUUGAAGAGCUCGCCGGGAGAAGCAGUGUCUUGUGAAAGUGUUGCACUCUUCCGAGUUGACAGGAAUGGACAUUAGUGGAACAUUUUAGUGUGUGCAUUUUUUCGUUGAUAACUCACGACGCAAAUAGCGCGACGCGUAGCAGCGGAAGAGGAAGAAGCAUACGCAGAAAAAGAGGACCUGAAGCAUGGAUGUGUGAGUGAAGUCCCGACGAUUCGGAAACAAUCGAACUUGAAUAGUACGACGGCGGUGUGGUUAGCGAAGGUCUUGUCUUGUUUGAGAACUGACCUGUAGUGUGGUAUCUGCAUUGGGCGGAAGUCAAUCAAUCGAACAGCGAAAAAGUUUCCAUUGGGUGGGUGUUGGGUUUACAGAACAGUGCAUUUUGGUGAUUGAUCUGUCGGUGUGAAGAACAAGAAGAAAGAAGAAAAAGUGAGUGAGUUGUUGGUGCGGUCUUGGAACCACCAACAACAACAACCGGCCGAGUCAAGCCCGCAAAUCCAGACGCGAGUGUUAUUUCGUGAGAUGGAUCCGGCGGUUGCUUGGUAUCAGGAAGAGCAAGAAGGACCAGCCAAGUAUCAGUGGAUGAAAAUCUGGGAGACUAUGUCUGAGUUAAAUCCUCCAUUGACCGCUCCGGUUGAGAACCAAAAGCCUCAACGAGCCGGAACGGAGAAACCGAACCGUGGAAUCGAGAAUCGACUCAUCGUUGCCGCAGGAGGUGGCGUGGGCGGUGGUGGGGGUGGCGACGAUCAUCAUCACCACCAUCAUCAUCUUCAUCACACUAAUGCGCUUAGUGAGAACAAUAACAAUAAUAACAACAGUAACAGCAACAACAAUAACAACAAUGGAAACAACACACCGACCGGGGGUGGGAAUGGCGGCGGCACUAUUCUAGUCAACAACAACGAGAAGAACUACAAUCCGACCAGGAAGAAAGCCGGCAGCACGGUGGACAACAAAGCCAGUACUUACAACAUGAACAAGCAGCCCAUGCGAUUGAUUGGAGUGCACGGCGGGUGCCCGUGGCGUCCAACCAAUUACAAGUACGGACGAGGAAUCCUUGGCAUCGAUUUAGCAGCAUGUGCAAGAUUGCACGAGGAAAUCGAGCAAUUCUACGCUCACAUGGUGCCGACACAGACAGAGCAUGCGCUGAGGGUACAGGUGGUUGCUCGGAUAGAGCAAAUCGUGUUGAAUCUCUGGCCAGCGGCCCGGGUGGAGAUGUUCGGAUCGUUCCGCACCGGGCUGUACCUCCCAACUAGUGAUAUAGAUCUCGUCGUGAUCGGGCUGUGGGAAAAACUCCCGCUAAGAACGCUCGAGAUCGAACUGAUCAACCGCGGCAUUGCCGAACCGAUGUCGGUACGCGUCCUCGACAAGGCGUCCGUUCCGAUCGUCAAGUUGACCGAUCGGGAAACGCAGGUCAAAGUGGACAUCUCCUUCAAUAUGCAGUCCGGGGUGCAAUCAGCUGAGCUGAUCAAGGACUUCAAGCGCAAGUACCCGGUGCUGGCCAAACUGGUGCUUGUGCUGAAGCAGUUCCUGCUGCAGCGAGAUCUGAACGAGGUCUUUACCGGAGGCAUUUCAUCCUACUCGCUGAUACUGAUGUGUAUCAGCUUUCUGCAACUGCACCCGCGGGCCAACCAAAACCAGACCCGCAAUUUGGGCGUGUUGCUGUUAGAAUUUUUCGAACUUUACGGUAGAAAGUUCAACUACAUGAAGACUGGAAUUAGUGUUAAAAAUGGCGGACGAUAUAUACCCAAAGAAGAGCUACAGCGUGAGAUGAUCGAUGGUCACAGGCCUAGUUUACUGUGCAUCGAAGAUCCACUAACACCAGGGAACGACAUCGGACGGUCUUCUUACGGUGCCCUCCAAGUGAAGCAAGCCUUCGAAUACGCAUAUAUCGUGCUGAUGCAGGCCGUCUCCCCGCUGAACAAAUUCCUCAACGAUUGCAAACGGCAGAGUAUCCUCGGUCGGAUAAUACGAGUGACGGACGAGGUGAUUGAGUACCGCAAAUGGAUCAAGGAAACGUUCGAAUCAAGACUGAUAGCGGCGCAAACGAUAGUGCCGACGAUACUGAACGACCCACUGAACCCGCAUAUUCCACUACACCUCCUACCGCAGCCGCAACAGCAAGUACAACAGCACCCGCAUAUUAUCUACAACCGGCGGAGAAACAGUUUAUCGAGUGUGGACACCUCCGAAGAAAGUAUGGACAGCGACGCUGACUCGAAUUCUGCGUCGAGGGACAUUUCCCCGACGAGUAUAAACCGAUCUCCGGAGCUGGUGCAUGAGCACCAUACAAUGCACCAUCCGAACGGGACCACCGGGGGAGGUGGUCCCGUAGUUGUGCUUACCUCGCUCCCAGCCCAUGGGCACGAAACUGAUAACAAUGUGAUCAACCUGCAACUUGUCCAACAGCAGCAGCAGCAGCAACAACAGCAACAGAUGCUCGAUGGGAUUAAUGAAAAUCAAAUGAUUAACUAUACCAUGAAUAACCGACGAAGUACGUCCUCCCCGCAUCAGAUCAUAGGCGGUGGAAAGAAUGCACCUCUCAACAUCUAUACCCCAAGGAGUAGUUCCGAACGGAUGGCAUCUAUGGGAGGCAACAUGGGAGGCCGGCACGGCACGGUGGUCCCCAACAACAACAACAACAACAAUCAAUCGUCCGGUUUGGUGCGACAUAAUAGCAAGCAGCGACGGUCGCAGAUGAGCAACAUGUUAGAGCAAUAUUUGAUUCAGCCCAACAACAACAACAACAACGCUAACAUCAUCAACCUUACUAGCAAGGAAGAGAAUCUACAUCAGACCAAUAACAACACCAGUGGGAACAAGGAUCAGAAACCGAUUCAACUGCAACAGCAACCGAGCCAGCAGUUGUACAGCCUAAGCAAAAAGUCGUCGGCACAGAAUGUGAAUCCGGCGACGAGUUCUUCCAAGCGCAAGAAGACCAUCUCUCCGACGGACAAGAAGGGCGGCCCGAUCGGUGGCGGUGGCUCGGGAAGCGGUGGCAGUAACUCAGGAAGCGGCAUGGAAAGCCGAUGAUAUAACACCCGCCAUCAGCACUGUGCACGAUACGUGCAUUAUUGCUUCUAGACAGGAAUGUGGCCAGCGCAAAGUCUACAUGUAGGCGCCGAGUGCUCCCACCACUUUGUUUUAGAGAAACACAUCAAUGCUACUACUAAGUGCAAGUAGGUAUACAUUUGUGAACAUUUCAAAUCGCAAGAGAAAUUCCUGACCCCCGAAACGUAUGGUAAUCCAACUAUACGGUUGUAAACUUUCAAAUAGAUAUUAUUAGGUGUGUAGAGAGCAAGUUACUGCUUAAGGAAGUAAUUGUUCUCUUGCGUACACUCUCUGAACGUCUACAUGAUUGGAAUCAUGAUCAUCGUCCACGUUUAUCAAUAUUAUUACCUAUCAUAUAUUCAUAUAAUUUUGUCUCUAAAUGUGUACAGCUGCCACUUGUAUAGCGUUUUUUUCUAUUACAUGAAUACUACUCGAGGGGAUCCUAGAAUACAUGGUUGGCAUACUUAUAUCUCUAUACUUUCCAUGCGUGUAGUCACUGCCCAUCAACAGAAUAAGGACGAAACUAAUGCAAUGAAAAACAUAGAAAUCCGCAAAUCUUAGUCAAACAAAAAAAAAACAUACCAGUUAAGAAAUAGUAAGAGUUAAAAGCCUCCAUUAAGCUCAUUUAAACGCGCGUGAUAGAACGUGAUUAUCGUUUAGGGAUUACUCAAUUGAGAUAAGUAAGCAAAAAAAUCACAAACCAUAGGACGUAGCAACCGACACAUACCCAAAAACAAACAUUCGAAAUUCUCAAAAAAAAAUGUAAAGCAAUUACAAACUUUGAAAGUGCGGUACCCCGGUACCCCAAUCCGGUAGUUGAAAUAGUCCCUUUCUCCUUUAUGUAAUUCUCGCCCAUACAUUUGAUCCUUCGGAUCAAAAGGGCGAUAAACUACGUAAUCAAGGAGUCGAGUUUUAAAAACAAAAAAAAAACAUCUCGGGGUUUUAAGCCACGUUUGCGUGUCCUGAACCGACAACUUUAAGAAGCACCAAGUGAUGUACUCUUCCUAUCGACUGGUUAUACCUUAAGAAUCCAAAAGUAAAUGAAAGCUAAACAAAUUAGAAAAUUAGAAGAACCCUCGUUAUUUGACCAUUGUCGGCGCGAAAGUGUAAUUCAGCAUAAAGGGAAAGUUUGAAGAGUAUUUUAAUUGAAAGCUUCAAUAUUGUAACUAUGAUUAGGCAAACUAGAACAGGAUACAGACUAAAUUGAUAAGAGACAGGUAGAAAAGCAAUCCAAAAAAAGAGGAAAACGUUCGUUGUGCACGAGAACAUCCGGAAGAUUGUGAAAUAAUGAUAAAUGAUGUUUUAGGCCAGCCAAAAA
Armigeres subalbatus is the source of this 4915-nucleotide messenger RNA. Its product is annotated as non-canonical poly(A) RNA polymerase protein Trf4-1-like. The transcript has 8 exons. Gene Ontology annotation, cellular component: nucleolus; TRAMP complex. The record is from RefSeq and is a predicted model, not a curated record. Gene Ontology annotation, molecular function: poly(A) RNA polymerase activity; mRNA binding. Lineage: Eukaryota; Metazoa; Arthropoda; Insecta; Diptera; Culicidae. The coding region runs from base 1069 to 3579 and encodes 836 amino acids. Gene Ontology annotation, biological process: RNA 3'-end processing.